UGUCUCCCACACCAAAUCCCAGAGAGGCAAAAACGACAGCAAAAGACCAGCAAAAUGAAUGCAAAAACGCAACGGCCUCUACUCUUCUCAAUCUUCUUCGCCACCUUCCACCUCCAAUUAGUCCUCACCGUCGCUUCUCUAGACGACCGAUCCAACAGCGCAGAUUACAUCCGUACAAGCUGCGGCGCAACAUUGUAUCCUGAAGUCUGCUACUCUUCUCUCUCCCGUUACUCCAGCGCAGUCCAGCAAAGCCCCGGCCGCCUAGCUCGCGUCGCAAUAGGCGUUAGCCUAUCGAGAGCCCGGCACAUGUCCUCCUUCGUUUCCAACCUCUCCCGCCAAGCCGACUACGGCUCCGACCACCGCGCAGCCGCCGCACUCCACGACUGCUUGUCCAAUUUCGGCGACGCUGUAGAAGAGAUCCGUGGUUCGCUUAAACAGAUGCGGCAGCUAGGAGCUGCAGGCUCUUCUGAUGAGGCAUUCCGAUUCCAAAUGAGCAACGUGCAGACGUGGAUGAGCGCGGCGUUAACGGACGAGGAGACGUGCACGGACGGAUUUGACGAUGUGGCGGACGGGCCGCUGAAAUCGGAGGUGUGUGAUCGUGCGGCGGAUGUGAAGAAGUUUACGAGUAAUGCGCUUGCUUUGGUUAACAGUUAUGCAGCUAAAGGAUUGCCUUGAUGUAUAUAGUAGGAAUUAAAGGUAAUCAUAGAGAUGUUUAAUUUGGUGUUGACUGUUAAAGUGAGUGUUUGUGUUUAUAUAUGAGCUUUUUGUUUCUCUAAUCGAUUUUGCAGUUGUUUUCUACUGUGCGUCAGUUUCUUCUUUCUUUCCUUUCUGUUAUAAGUUAUAAGAAAAAGGAGGGAGUUGUUUUCUUUUCUUU
This is a messenger RNA of Jatropha curcas, 874 nucleotides long. RefSeq names its product 21 kDa protein. Gene Ontology annotation, molecular function: enzyme inhibitor activity. NCBI's taxonomy places the organism in Eukaryota, Viridiplantae, Streptophyta, Magnoliopsida, Malpighiales, Euphorbiaceae. The record is from RefSeq and is a predicted model, not a curated record. Gene Ontology annotation, biological process: negative regulation of catalytic activity.